UCUCAUUCCACCCCUGUCUCUUUCUCUCCUUCCUCAUCCAUCACUCCGCUCCCCUCCCCUAUUAUACACACCAGCAGCCAUGCAUCACUCCUUCGGUGCGUUUCCUCUCCACUUCAUUCUGUUCAUCUCUCCGCUCAGUAUACAUCCACCUCCAGCAGCAGUAUGGACAGCACCGUUUCAGCGUACUCUGAGAAGCUGAGAGAGAUGUCAGUGUUGUCUCUCAUCUGCUCUUGUUUGUAUUCCCAACCUCAUCCCAACACCUUCGGGCAGUUCGAAGAUAUGGAGGUGAAAUCUCUGAACAAGCGAGCAUCUGGUCAGGCCUUUGAGGUCAUCCUCAAGAGUCCCAUGGCCCUGUCUCCAGAGAGACCCCAGACCCUGGCACUGCCAACCCAGAAGAAGGAGCCCUCACUGGGGGAACUCCAGAGGAGACUGGAGGCUGCGGAGGAGAGAAGAAAAUCUCAGGAGAAGCAGGUCCUGCAGCAGUUGGCAGAGAAACGGGAGCGCGAGAGGGAGGUGCUCAAUAAGGCCCAGGAAGUGAACAACAACUUCAGCAAGAUGGCUGAGGAGAAACUCAACCAGAAAAUGGAGCUGAUCACAGAAAACCGCAUGGCCCAUCUCAACGCUCUCAAGCAGCGUCUGAGAGAGAAGGAGAUCCAUGCUGCUGAAGUGCGCAGGAAUAAGGGACUUCACACUGAGCUUUCCGGCUAAGACACACCCCAAACCCCAUCCAAUCAUGACUGAAUUUGGAUAAGGUCACUUUCUUAGGGCAAACUGUCUUGAAGAAUUCAUACCAGACUCACAGUGUUGAUUUUCCUCAAAUCUGAACAUAUUUAACAUUCUACAAAUGUCCCUGCUGAAACGCAACACUUUAGACCAGUUUCAAUUCCGAGUUGGUUUUAACUGGACGUAUAUGGGCAAAGUCUAGUUCUGUUGCACAUAGACCAACUUAACCACUAUAGCUAUUAUGGGUGACAAGGUAAAACCAGCAUGAAAGUGCCCAAGCUGGUCUAUGCUGUUUAUUAGCAGGGCAAAACUUACAAUAAGCUAAACUCUUAUCUGCCCUGCACUUUAUCGGAUUUGACUGAUUAACAUUGGUAGUUUAGAAUCAUUUCAGACUUUAGACUGUGUUUCAGUGACCAACCAGAAAAAUGUCUAAGCUUAGUGCUGCUAACUGAAUGCUGAAAAUCAAACCGAAUAACAAUAUUAAAACA
Messenger RNA from Xyrauchen texanus (razorback sucker), 1211 nucleotides. RefSeq names its product stathmin-like 3 (gene stmn3). Gene Ontology annotation, biological process: neuron projection development; microtubule depolymerization; regulation of microtubule polymerization or depolymerization. The coding region runs from base 163 to 708 and encodes 181 amino acids. The transcript is spliced from 5 exons. The record is from RefSeq and is a predicted model, not a curated record. Lineage: Eukaryota; Metazoa; Chordata; Actinopteri; Cypriniformes; Catostomidae. Gene Ontology annotation, cellular component: cytoplasm; neuron projection. Gene Ontology annotation, molecular function: tubulin binding.